AUGAGCGAGCUCAAGGACUGCCCGCUGCAGUUCCACGACUUCAAGUCGGUGGACCACGGCAAGGUGUGCCCGCGCUACACGGCCGUGCUCGCCCGCUCCGACGACGACGGCAUCGGCAUCGAGGAGCUCGACACGCUGCAGCUCGAGCUCGAGACGCUGCUCUCCUCCGCCAGCCGCCGCCUCCGCGUCCUGGAGGCCGAGACGCAGAUCCUCACGGACUGGCAGGACAAGAAGGGCGACCGGCGGUUCCUGAAGCUCAAGGAGCAUGAUGUGGGCGCCUCCGUCAAGCACGGCAAGCCCAAGAAGCAGAAGCUGGAGGGCAAAGGGGGCCAUAGCACAGGGCCAGGCCCGGGGCGGCCCAAAUCCAAGAACCUGCAGCCCAAGAUCCAGGAAUACGAGUUCCCGGACGAUCCCAUUGACGUGCCGCGGAUCCCUAAAAACGACGCUCCGAACAGGUUCUGGGCCUCGGUGGAGCCCUACUGCGCCGACCUCACGAGCGAGGAGGUGCGCGUGCUGGAGGAGCUGCUCAAGCCGCCCGAGGACGAGGCCGAGCACUACAAGAUCCCGCCGCUGGGCAAGCACUACUCGCAGCGCUGGGCCCAGGAGGACCUGCUGGAGGAGCAGAAGGACGGAGCGCGCGCUGCGGCCGCCGCCGACAAGAAGAAGGGCGUCCUGGGGCCCCUCACCGAGCUGGACACGAAAGACGUCGAUGCCCUGCUGAAGAAGUCGGAGGCCCAGCACGAGCAGCCGGAGGACGGGUGCCCCUUCGGGCCCCUGACGCAGCGUCUGCUGCAGGCCCUGGUGGAGGAGAACAUCAUCUCCCCCGUGGAGGACUCCCCCAUUCCCGAAAUCACCGGCAAGGACUCGGGCGCCGACGGCGCUGGCACCUCCCCGCGCAGCCAGAACAAGCCCUUCAGCGUGCCGCACACCAAGUCGCUGGAGGGGCGCAUCAAGGAGGAGCUGGUGGCGCAGGGCUUGCUGGAGUCGGAAGAGCGCCCGGCCGAGGACUCGGAGGACGAGGUGCUGGCCGAGCUGCGCAAGAGGCAGGCGGAGCUCAAGGCGCUCAGCGCCCACAACCGCGCCAAGAAGCACGAGCUGCUGCGGCUGGCCAAGGAGGAGCUGCACCGGCAGGAGCUGCGGCAGCGCGUGCGCAUGGCCGACAACGAGGUGAUGGACGCCUUCCGCAAGAUCAUGGCCGCGCGGCAGAAGAAGCGCACGCCCACCAAGAAGGAGAAGGACCAGGCGUGGAAGACCCUCAAGGAGCGCGAGAGCAUCCUCAAGCUGCUGGACGGGUAGCGGGGAGCCGGGCGCAGCGCCGUGCCCGCGGCUCCGUCCGCCCGCCGCGGCACAGACUGUCCCGUCC
Nothoprocta perdicaria is the source of this 1363-nucleotide messenger RNA. RefSeq names its product transcriptional adaptor 3 (gene TADA3). Gene Ontology annotation, biological process: regulation of transcription by RNA polymerase II. The record is from RefSeq and is a predicted model, not a curated record. Gene Ontology annotation, cellular component: SAGA complex. The transcript is spliced from 8 exons. The coding region runs from base 1 to 1296 and encodes 431 amino acids. Lineage: Eukaryota; Metazoa; Chordata; Aves; Tinamiformes; Tinamidae. Gene Ontology annotation, molecular function: transcription coactivator activity.